Molecule: messenger RNA, 3043 nt
Organism: Sapajus apella (tufted capuchin)
Lineage: Eukaryota; Metazoa; Chordata; Mammalia; Primates; Cebidae
Gene: SLC25A29
Product: solute carrier family 25 member 29
Exons: 4
Coding region: 1009-1926 (305 amino acids)
Biological process (GO): mitochondrial L-ornithine transmembrane transport
Cellular component (GO): mitochondrion
Molecular function (GO): high-affinity L-arginine transmembrane transporter activity
Source: RefSeq, a predicted model, not a curated record
ACAGUGACUCUGUCACUCAGGCUGGAGUGUAGUGGCGCGACCUUGGCUCACUGCAACUUCUUCCUCCUGGGUUCAAGUGAUUCUGCUGCCUCAGUCCCUGCAGGAGAAUCAACCCCCCCGAGUAGCUGCGAUCACAGGCACGUGCCUGGUUGCUGUUUGUUUUGAGUUGAAGUUCAGCACAUGUAGAACAUGCACACAGUCCAGGUGUACAAGUCAUCGCAAAGCACACGCGUGGGGAGCCGCCACCCAGGAGAAGCAGAGCAUGGCCAGCCCUCUCGAAGCACCCGCUCCUGCUCCUACCAACUCCUCGCUCCCCUUCUUCCAAGGCUUCCACUGGCCUAACUUCCUCCUUUUCUUUUAAGACAGGGUCUUGCUCUGUCACCCCAGGUGGAAUGCAGUGGUGCAGUCAUAACCCAUUGCUGCCUUGAUUUCCCAGGCUCAAGCAAUCCUCCCACCGCAGCCUCUCAAGUAGCUGAAAUGACAGGCACACACCACCAUGCCUAGCUAAUUUUUUUUUUAAGUUUUUAGUAGAGAUGAGGUCUUGUUUUGUUGCCCUGCUGGUCUGAAACUCCUAGACUCAAGCCAUCCUCCUGCCUUGGCCUCCCAAAGUGCUGGGAUAACAGGCCUGGCCCACUGUCCUGACUUCCAACACCCCGGGACCCUUUUGCCUGGUUUGAACUUAAUAUAAUUGCAGCUGUACCCCAGAAUCAUCACGGGCCACCCGAGUCCUCGUCAGUCCAUACUGUCACAUGCUACAGACCAUCUCAUGGCUGGGACAGUCACAGUUUAUUCUCCCAGGCCCUUGGGACUGAAAGAACCCAAAAUUUGGUUCUCCAUAGCACGCAGAAAUACAGCCACCGUGCUGAAGUGCUCGGCCUUCACACGUGAUUCUGCAGGAGGGGAGUUUUCUGUCCUGCUUCCUUGGACACAACAAGAGUCAGGGAGCAGUCAUCUUGACCUGUGAUGAGGGGGGGCUGUCUCCAUAGCAAAAGUGUAACUUUGUUGUAGAUGGGCGUAAGCCUCACCCUGGAGAGCGCUAGUGCGGCUUCAGGUCCAGAGUGUGGACAAGCCUCAGUACCGCGGGACCUUGCACUGCUUCAAGUCCAUUAUCAAGCAAGAGAGCGUGCUGGGCCUGUACAAGGGCCUGGGCUCGCCGCUCAUGGGGCUCACCUUCAUCAACGCGCUGGUGUUCGGGGUGCAGGGCAACACCCUCCGGGCCCUGGGCCACGACUCGCCGCUGAACCAGUUCCUGGCGGGCGCCGCAGCGGGCGCCAUUCAGUGCGUCAUCUGCUGCCCCAUGGAGCUGGCCAAGACGCGGCUGCAGCUGCAGGACACGGGCCCGGGGCGCGCCUACAAGGGCUCGCUGGACUGCCUGGCGCAGAUCUACGGAAACGAGGGGCUGCGCGGCGUCAACCGGGGCAUGGUGUCCACGCUGCUGCGCGAGACGCCCAGCUUCGGCGUCUACUUCCUCACCUACGACGUGCUCACGCGGGCACUGGGCUGCGAGCCGGGCGACCGCCUGCUGGUGCCCAAGCUGCUGCUGGCGGGCGGCACGUCGGGCAUCGUGUCCUGGCUCUCCACCUACCCCUUGGACGUGGUCAAAUCGCGGCUGCAGGCGGACGGGCUGCGGGGCGCCCCGCGCUACCGCGGCAUCCUGGACUGCAUGCGCCAGAGCUACCGCGCCGAGGGCUGGCGCGUCUUCACGCGGGGACUGGCGUCCACGCUGCUGCGCGCCUUCCCCGUCAACGCCGCCACUUUCGCCACCGUCACUGUGGUGCUCACCUAUGCGCGUGGCGAGGAGGCCAGGCCCGAGGGCGAGGCUGUGCCCGCUGCCCCUGCGGGACCCGCCCUGGCGCAGCCCUCCAGCCUGUGAGGCUCGCCCCCUGCCUCCUUCCCCGGGGCCCUUCUCGGAAACUCCAGACGUAGAUUGGCCCCUGAGCCGACCGCCCUGCUCCUCCUGGGAUGCUGUGGGCUGUGGACUGUCAGACCAGAGUUAAAUGUUGCUUAUCAGCUGGGUGACUUUGGCCGAGAACUUCACUCCGCUGGCCUCAGUGUUCUCGCCUAUGAAAUAGGGACCCUCAUAUCCACAUUGUAGAGUCACCAAGGUCAGAGAUUAUUCCGCGCAGCAGCCGGCACCGGGCCUGGCUGAGGCCAUGCUGUGCCCCGCACCACUACCAUGGAAUCCCAGGCAGACACUCCAGCUCCUUCCCGGGUCCCGGCCAUGCCAUUGUGCUUCUGCGCUACAGGCUGGCGCCUGGGGAGGUCUCUGAUGGCCCACCAAUGGGCGGCCCAGGGACCGGAUAACUCCACAUAUCCUCCACCCAGCAGGCUUGUUGGCCACCCCUCUGGUCUUUAAAGGUUAGGGAUAGAGGACACCUUAGUGUGCCUCCGGGUGCCGAAGAACUGGAUCCUCUGCGUACCCCAGCUUCUCCACAUGACACCGCUAGGGGUACCCCGGCUGCUGCCACUCCAGAGGGUGAACUGGGGACCCUCUGCCCUCCAGGAAGCCAUGGCAUCUGCUGGAGGCACCAUAUAAGCCCACAGGACUAGGGUGGGGAGCAGACAGGCCAGUGGGUGGAGGUCUUGACAGUUCAAGUGUGAUGCAGCUGUGGCAAGGAGAAAUCCUUCCAGCUUUCCAGCCUCGGGCUGCCCAUCCAUAAAAUGAGGACAUGGCCAGCUGAUGGACACCUGAGUCUCUGGCCCACCCACCACUGCCAGCCAGGAUCCCCCGAAGUGUGCAGAAGGCUCAGCAGAGAGCAGUAGGAGACGUCCCUCACUAGGGCUGGAACACCUCUGGCCACAGCCGAAGGUCAGUUUCUCUGCCCCCAGCACAUGGUGCCUCCAAGGCAUUCUCAGUGCCAGGGCUCUGUCCCUGUGAAGGUGCAGGGCCUGCUGGUGGGGUGGCUAGUUGGGGUCUGGGGCAGAAGAGGGCCGUUCUGGGCAUCCUGGGGAAUGUGCUUAAUGAGGACAACACUGGGCUUUGCACAGCCUGGCAUCACUCUACAGAAACCGUCACGGGAAUAAAGUGUUCUUUGUUUUGUAA